Molecule: messenger RNA, 1182 nt
Organism: Meloidogyne enterolobii
Lineage: Eukaryota; Metazoa; Nematoda; Chromadorea; Rhabditida; Meloidogynidae
Source: the annotation of a GenBank genome assembly
AUGUCAACAAUUUUUCGUACAAAAUAUUUGAGUGAGCAACAACUUUCUGGAUUUAAUAAAUAUAAAUAUGCUUGUAUAGAUAAUUCUCCAAUUUCUGUGUAUAUUUCACAUCCUUUUUGGAAUUGGAUUGUUGAGUUUUAUCCUCGUUGGUUACCUCCAAAUGUUUUAACUCUUGGUGGAUUUUUAAUUUUAAUUUCUUCUUUUAUUUUGGUGUCUAUUUAUGAUUAUAAUUUUAAUUCAAAUACUUUUGGUUUCAAACAAGAAGAAGCAAUUCCAAAUUGGAUUUGGUUAGUUUGUUCUAUUGCUACUUUUUUGGCUCAUUUACUUGAUGGAACUGAUGGAAAGCAGGCGAGAAGGACUGGAUCGAGUGGACCGACAGGAGAAUUGUUUGAUCAUGGAUUUGAUUCUUGGUCAACAGUUCCACUUACACUUACAAUUUUUUCUAUUUUUGGACGUGGUGAAUAUAGUAUAUCUCCAUAUACAAUGCUCUGUGUUUUAAUAUCGGUUCAACUUGUAUUUAUUUGUAGUCAUUGGGAAAAAUAUAAUACUGGAGUUUUGUUUUUGUCUUGGGGUUAUGAUGCUAGUCAAUAUGGACUUUGUAUUUUUCACCUUUUCGCCUUCUUUGCAAAUCCAAAAAUUUUUCAUUCUAAUUUGGUUGAAGGGCUAAGUCUUGCCUAUUUUAUUGCUACAACAUUUUUUAUUUCUUGUAUUCUUUCUUUGGCCAGUUGUUUGUAUAAUGUUUACCAUGCUUAUAUAAUUUCAAAAACGGGAGUACAGGAGACAGUUGGUUCUGGAUUAAAGCCUUUAAUCUCUCCAUUUCUUCUAUUUUCUUGUACAUUAAUUUGGGGUGCUUAUUCGCCAAAUAAAGUUUUGGAAUUGGAUCCGCGAGCCUUUUUUUGGACGAUGGGUGUUGUUUUUUCUAAUAUUGCGGCCCAUUUAAUUAUUGCCCAAAUGUCAUCAACCAAAGUUGCUGCUAUUACUACUCUUUUAAUUGUGUAUAUUUUAAUUGUUUUGUUAUCCUUGUUUGGAUUAUUUGCUUCUUUUGAAAUUUGGGUGCUUCGUGGUUCUGCUAUUUUAUUUACUCUUGCCCAUGUUAAUUAUGGAUGUUGUGUGAUAAAUCAACUUUGUGAUCAUUUCAAAAUUCAACCUCUUUCUCUCAACUACUUGGAGAAGCAAAAAUAA